Polyodon spathula (Mississippi paddlefish) is the source of this 1823-nucleotide messenger RNA. RefSeq names its product myo-inositol oxygenase (gene miox). The record is from RefSeq and is a predicted model, not a curated record. Gene Ontology annotation, biological process: inositol catabolic process. Gene Ontology annotation, molecular function: inositol oxygenase activity; iron ion binding. The coding region runs from base 181 to 1044 and encodes 287 amino acids. The transcript has 10 exons. NCBI's taxonomy places the organism in Eukaryota, Metazoa, Chordata, Actinopteri, Acipenseriformes, Polyodontidae. Gene Ontology annotation, cellular component: cytoplasm.
AGAUCACCCAUUGCUUACCGCAGGCCCUCGUGUGCCAGAGUUUAUUGUUUAGACCCUCCUGCUGGAUUAUGUUUUAAAACCGUCAUUGGCAUAAUCCUAGGGCAACCUUUUAAAGCCAUUAAGUCCACUGGUUUGGUCAAUCGUAGGCACUCUCAGAAGAAUCAAAGAUACGCAAGCAAGAUGAGAAUCCUUGAAACUGGACCCGACCCUUCAGACAUAUAUCGCCUGGAGCAGCAAAUUCCUGGCGAUGCAGAGAAGAAAAGUGGUUUCAGGAAUUUUGAGAGUGGGGAUCUCAUUGAACGAGUGUACAACACUUACAAACUGAUGCACACCAAUCAGACUCUGGAGUUUGUGAAACAACAGCAUGCAGAGUGGUCAAACUGCAGCCAUGCCCACAUGACAGUAAUGGAAAGCCUGGACUGUCUUGAUCAGCUGGUGGAUCACUCAGACCCUGACGUGGAUUUUCCAAACUCUUUCCAUGCUUACCAAACAGCAGAGGGGAUCCGCAAAGCACACCCAGACAAAGGCUGGUUCCAGCUAGUUGGUCUCAUUCAUGAUAUUGGGAAGAUUAUGGCUCUCUGGGGGCAGCCACAGUGGUCAGUGGUUGGUGAUACUUACCCUGUUGGCUGCAAGUUCCAGAACUCCAUUGUCUUCAGAGACACAAGCUUCAAUGACAAUACAGAUGACAAAGACCCAUGUUAUAAUACUCAGAAUGGUGUAUACAAACCAAACUGUGGCCUGGACAAUGUACUGAUGUCCUGGGGACACGAUGAAUACAUGUACAGAGUGAUGACAUUUAACAAAUGUCCCAUCCCUGAAGAGGGCUUGUAUAUGAUCAGAUACCAUUCCUUCUAUCCUUGGCACACUCACAAAGAGUACAUGCACCUGUGCAAUGAAAAGGACCUGAAGAUGCUACCAUGGGUGCAAGAAUUCAACCAAUUCGAUCUUUAUACCAAAAGUACGGACCUACCCGAUGUGGAGAAGAUCAAGCCAUACUAUCAGUCUCUCAUUGCCAAGUACUGCCCAGGGAAAUUAUACUGGUGAGAAGAUGCCUGGAUCCAAAGCAAGCUGAUGAAGACACUAGAGUGGGCAAGACAUGGAUUCAAGACAUGGAUUUUUAAAAAUGAAUCAUUGAGAAAUAAUCCAUGAUAUAAUUAUUACUGAUGCACUUGUAAUAAUUACAGGAAAGUUUAUUCUGCAACGUUACUCGAUUGUGAAUACGUCAGAAUGCUAAGAAAGGGAUGCCUUGCACUCCACCUUUAAUGUCCUGUUUAGAUAUUUGGAAAUCUUGUCACUUUAAAUUUAAAGACAAACCCGCCCCCCCAAAAAAAAAAAAAAAAAAAAAAAAAAAAACAGCAACCAAUAGACAGGUGCAGAUUUUUUAUUUAUUUUUUUACUUUAUCGAUGUGAAGAUUAAAAGAUAGAAAUCAAGGUAGAGUUGAAUAGCGAGGUUGGAUGGCCAGUACAUGCUUUUGGGAACUUACCUAGUUUGUGAAAUUCAAAAUCCAAGUUUGUUCAAUUAUAGCAACCUUUCACUGGGGAUCUGAGCAAAUAUUUAAACUUCCAGUUUUAGGAACAAUCUAUUUCCAAUAACCAGCCAAAGUUUAGUGUCUCACAUUCCACAGUUGAUUUUAAUGAAGAAAUAACUUGGCACCGACAGUUGGCUUCAGUUCAUGUAUUUGAUUUGUACAUAAGCAAAGCUGAAAUGCUUAAAUAGUUAUUUUGGAAUAUUACACAAAUGAGAAAUCCUGCUUGCAACCAGCUUAUCAGACAGCGUUUGCAAACUGUUGUGAUUAAACAAUAUAUGCAUUGCUGAUUUGGAA